AGAAGCAGCUUGACUGACGCAGAGAUCCUGAAGGAGAGAAUCUUUGGAUCCUGAGAAGUCUUUUAACGAAGGGUAGCUGGAGUUUGCUUCAAGGCAUCAAUUGACUUCUGUGAUCGUGGAGAUGCUGGCGUGAGGCCUUCAGGAGACGAUGGAGAAAAAAUGGACAUAUUGUGCUGUCUGUUCCAUCAUCCAGAUACAUUUUGUCAGGGGAGUAUGGGGAAAAGCAUCCAAUGAAGAAGACAUCUAUGCUUUCCCUGGCUCUGAUGUCAACUUGACCUGCCAAACAUGGAAGAAAGACUUGUUGGUACAGAUGCAAUGGUCCAAGGUCACUGACAAGUUGGACCUGAUUGCUCUUUAUCAUCCCCAAUAUGGCUUGCACUGUGCCAGUGACAGUCCCUGUGAAUCACUGGUGACUUUCACAAAAACUCCCAGAAAUGUGUCAAAAUGGACCCUGCACUUAAAGAACGUGUCCUCUUCAUUCACCGGGAAGUAUGAGUGUAGCUUUACUCUGUUUCCAGAGGGUGUUCGGACUAAAAUCUACAACCUGCUCAUUCAGACAAAUGCUACACAGGAUGAACGGAGAAGCAGCCAUUUAAUAGAAGUACAGAUAAAUCAGACUCUGGAAAUACCAUGCUUUCAAAAUAUCGCCUCAGAAAUUUCGUCUGAGUUCACCUUUGCAUGGUUGGUGGAAGAUAACGGAACUCAGGAAGCAUGUAUCACCCAAGGUCACUCCAUCAGCAAUUCCACACUAUUUAAAGACAGAGUCAAGCUAGGUACAGACUAUAAACUCUACCUCUCUCCAAUCCAAAUCCACGAUGAUGGCCGGAAGUUCUCCUGCCACGUUAUGGUCAGACCUGGUAAAACCUUGAGGAGCUCCACCACAGUCAAGGUUUUUGCUAAGCCAGAAAUCCCCAUGAUUAUGGAAAAUAACUCUACGGAUGUCUUGGGAGAGAGAACAUUUACCUGCUCCCUGAGGAAUGUAUUUCCCACAGCAAAUCUCACGUGGUUGAUAGAAGGAGGCUUUCCUCAAGGUGAAAAAGAAGAAAUAUACAUUACUAAUGAAGAGAGAAAAGACAAAAGUGGAUUUUGGGAGCUGAAGUCUGUUUUGACAAGGGUGUAUGGUAAUAAGCCAGCCCAACCAAACAACCUGACCAUCUGGUGCAUGGCUAUGUCUCCAGUCCCUGGAAAUAAAGUGUGGAAUAUCUCGUCUGAAAAGAUCACUUUUUCCUUGGGCUCCAUGAACCCUCCGACAGACUCUCCGCUUAAUGUUGUCACACGUACCCUUGUCACCCGAACUUCUCCAGCCAACAGAGUAUCUUCUACAACAGCUCCAUGGAUGCCCAGUGAAACAGACAGUUCAUCCCCCUCAGGUGUAGGCUCAACAAUUCAAGGUGAUGUCUUCACCAGCACAACCAGAACAUCUUCAGAAGUUCCCACAACUGCCAAAUCUACUAACAGCAGUCACAUCCAUAUCACUGGUAUCGUGGUUAAUAAACCUAAAGACGGAAUGUCCUGGCCAGUGAUCGUAGCAGCCUUGCUCUCUUUCUGCAUGGCAUUGUUCGGUCUUGGAGUGAGAAAAUGGUGUCAAUACCAGAAAGAAAUCAUGGAAAGACCCCCGCCUUUCAAGCCACCUCCACCCCCCAUCAAGUACACUUGCAUUCAAGAGUCCAUUGGAAGUGAUCUGCCUUGUCAUGAGAUGGAGACACUCUAGUCCCUUGAGAUUUUGCCAUAGAGAACUCGGCUAGAAUCCUGCAAGAAGGUGGACAUUGUGCUUUAUUAAUAUAAUUGCCCUCGAGCCAAGCCUGUACUGCAGCUGAAGUGGAUGUCAGAAGUGAAUGACCUGUUUUCCCAGCAACCCACCCUCUUUCAUCUGCACAUGCCUGAAAUUGAGCUAGAGUGAGAGGUUAUGUCACACCCAUACCCAAUGCAAUCUGCAGAGAUUUUCUUGUUUAUGUAAGAAGUGCAAAUCAGACUGCUGUUGUUAAAAAGUACUUGCAGUGUUUUUAUUUUUCAUUUUCGUUCUCUGACUGAGGUGACGACAAUGGUUUCAAGCAUAUGUCCAUGCCAGAGCCUCUUCUUUUUGGAUAUCUGCCACCAUGCUGAGCUAUUUACCAAAAGUGUGACAAUCUCUGAGGUUUGUUGCAUUUCCUAAGAAAAUUGCAAAAAGAAGAAAAUGUGCAAGUUCUAGCAAGAGUUCCAAAUAAGUGCAAGUUGUCUUUGUACUGAAAAUAUUUUGCUUGUGGAGGAAAACAGAAUACCUUGCACAAGAACACCAGUCCCAACCCCACUUCCUCCCACCAUGUUCCACCCAGCCUUCUCUCCCAUGGGAUGAGGAAGGAUCCAAGGGAAAAUUAGCUAAUGACCAAGUAGCCUAGUAGACACAGGUAGCACUUCACUUGCCUCUAAAAUGAUCUGCACUAAGAAUGGUCUCAUCCUUAGCUUUAUCUGUACGUGUGUGUGUGCAUCUAUCAGACUAUUACAAACUGUUGUGUGAGUAAACAGGUAGCCUAACCCCAAACCAAAUCCUGUAAUUCCUGUUCUCUUUUUCAUCUGGGGACUCUCCCGUUCAUCCAAUCUAUACAUUUUGAUCUGUCUUGAAAUAAAUACAGGUUCAAAUCA
Messenger RNA from Prionailurus viverrinus (fishing cat), 2619 nucleotides. RefSeq names its product CD96 molecule (gene CD96). Bases 149 to 1711 code for a protein of 520 amino acids. The record is from RefSeq and is a predicted model, not a curated record. Gene Ontology annotation, biological process: inflammatory response; cell-matrix adhesion. The transcript has 13 exons. NCBI's taxonomy places the organism in Eukaryota, Metazoa, Chordata, Mammalia, Carnivora, Felidae.